AUGAAUGUCAUCAAGCUGCAGAGGAAAUACCCGCAGUUCGACCAGGGCGAGAUCUUCGGACUGCAGGAUGCCUUCCGCAAGCUCGACGUCGACGACAAGGGCUACCUCGACGAGGCCACCGUCAUCAAGGCGACGCAGCAGACGGAGCACCAGCCCUACGAUGUCGUGCGCCAGGCCCUGAAGGAGGUCGAGCUCGACAGCUCGCGGCGCGUCGAGUUGGACGACUAUGUCGAUCUCAUCUCGAAGCUGCGCCAGUCCUCGCCCGCCCAGCAGCGCAUGAACACAGGCCCCUCCCGCCCAGCCGGUGGGAGCGUGCCCUCCACGCCCGGCCACGCCCACAAGACCAGCACCGGCGGCGGCGGCAGGAUCCACGUCCAGGGCUCCUCCGCCAACGUCACCCACACCAUCAACGAGGACGAGCGCACCGAGUUCACCCGCCACAUCAAUGCCGUGCUCGCCGGCGACCCAGACAUUGGCCACCGCCUGCCCUUCCCGACCGACACCUUCGAGAUGUUCGACGAGUGCAAGGACGGCCUGGUGCUGAGCAAGCUGAUCAACGACAGCGUGCCCGACACCAUCGAUGAGCGCGUGCUGAACCGCCCAGGCAAGAAGAUCAAGACCCUGAAUGCUUUCCACAUGACUGAGAACAACAACAUCGUCAUUGAAUCGGCCAAGGGCAUUGGAUGCUCCGUGGUCAACAUUGGUAGCGGAGACAUCAUCGAAGUGCGAGAGCACCUGAUCUUGGGACUGAUCUGGCAGAUCAUCAGGCGAGGUCUGCUCGGCAAGAUCGACAUCAAGCUACACCCCGAGCUGUACCGGCUGCUGGAGGAUGACGAGACGCUCGAACAGUUCCUGCGCCUGCCCCCGGAGCAGAUUCUGCUCAGAUGGUUCAACUACCACUUGAAGAACGCCAAGUGGAACAGGAAGGUCACCAACUUCUCCACCGACGUGAAGGAUGGCGAGAACUACACUGUCCUUCUGAACCAGCUCAAGCCCGACAUUUGCUCGCGUAGCCCACUGCAGACCCACGAUCUCCACCAAAGAGCAGAGCAAGUACUUCAAAAUGCUGACGCUCUCGGCUGCCGCAAGUUUUUGACUCCUACUUCUCUUGUUGCCGGAAAUCCUAAGCUCAACCUUGCUUUUGUGGCGAAUCUGUUCAAUACCCACCCUGGCCUUGAUCCCAUUACCGAAGAAGAGAAGGCGGACAUCGAUGACUUUGACGCUGAGGGUGAGCGCGAGGCUCGCGUCUUCACAUUGUGGCUUAACUCCUUGGAUGUGCAGCCUGUGGUACAAUCAUUCUUCGAAGACCUGAAGGAUGGAACCGUCCUUCUCCAGGCAUAUGACAAGGUUAUUCCUAACAGCGUCAACUGGCGUCACGUCAACAAACCCCGGGAAGGCCAGGAGCUCAUGAGGUUCAAAGCCCUCGAAAACACCAACUACGCAGUCGAGCUCGGAAAGGCGAACUCCUUCUCCCUCCCUGGUAUCCAGGGCGCCGAUAUCACCGAUGGCCAGCGAACCCUUACCCUCGGCCUAGUGUGGCAACUCAUGCGAAGAGACAUUGUCAGCACACUGAAGGGUCUAGCACAACGUCUCGGCAAGCGCGAAAUCUCAGACCCCGACAUGAUUCGCUGGGCCAAUGACAUGGCCAAGAAGGGCAGCGGAAAGGGCACCCAGAUCCGCUCGUUCAAGGACAGCGGCCUCACCAACGCCAUUUUCCUGCUCGAUGUGCUCUCCGGUAUGAAGAGCAGCUAUGUGGACUACGAACUUGUCAUGCCCGGCAGGAACGACGACGAAUGCUACCAGAACGCAAAGCUGGCCAUCAGUAUCGCGAGAAAGAUGGGCGCUACCAUUUGGCUUGUGCCUGAGGACAUUGUCGCCGUCCAGAGUAGACUGAUUACGACCUUCAUUGGCAGCUUGAUGGCGACCAGCGAGCGUAUGGGCGGUCAAUAG
Paraphaeosphaeria sporulosa is the source of this 1950-nucleotide messenger RNA. RefSeq lists its product as uncharacterized. Gene Ontology annotation, cellular component: cytoplasm; actin filament bundle; actin filament. The record is from RefSeq and is a predicted model, not a curated record. Gene Ontology annotation, biological process: actin filament bundle assembly; actin filament network formation. The coding region runs from base 1 to 1950 and encodes 649 amino acids. The transcript is spliced from 4 exons. Gene Ontology annotation, molecular function: calcium ion binding; actin filament binding. NCBI's taxonomy places the organism in Eukaryota, Fungi, Ascomycota, Dothideomycetes, Pleosporales, Didymosphaeriaceae.